Molecule: messenger RNA, 556 nt
Organism: Lycium barbarum (goji berry)
Lineage: Eukaryota; Viridiplantae; Streptophyta; Magnoliopsida; Solanales; Solanaceae
Exons: 2
Coding region: 11-556 (181 amino acids)
Source: RefSeq, a predicted model, not a curated record
CCCUGUUAUAAUGGGGUUGCAUCAGGGAUCAACUCUUAGCCCGUUUCUAUUCGCCCUGGUGAUGGAUGAAUUGACGCGACAAAUACAAGGUGAGGUGCCUUGGUGUAUGUUGUUCGCGGAUGACAUAGUCCUGAUUGACGAGACUCGCAACGGAGUUAACGAUAAGCUGGAGGGUUGGAGACAGACGUUGGAGUCUAAAGGAUUUAAAUUGAGUAGGACCAAGACAGAAUACUUGGAGUGCAAGUUCAGUGACCUACCACGUGAGGCUAACGAGGAAGUGAGGCUUGGUACCCAGGCCAUUCAAAAGAAAGGAAGUUUCAAGUAUCUUGGGUCUAUUAUACAGGGAGAUGGGGAUAUCGACGACGAUGUUUCACAUCGUAUUGGUGCGGGGUGGAUGAAAUGGAGGCUCGCCUCUGGAGUGCUGUGUGAUAAGAAAGUGCCACCAAAACUUAAAGGAAAGUUCUACAAAGUGGUGGUUAGACCGACCUUAUUGUACUAUGUGACAUUCGUUUUACCUGUAAGCGCAUUAAACUUUGGGGUUCUAAUUGCACAUUAG